AGACCGAUCGUUCGAAGACCAUCUUUGCUGAAGCAUCAGAAGAGCGAUAAUUCGAUGAUUGAGACGGUUGGUUAAACAAGCAAUCGAGGCAUACCGCCGAACUAUAUGCCCAAGGUAAUCGGGAUGGCUGGGGCAUUACAUAAUGUUCAACACAAAUAACGGUUGCAUGGAGUAAUAACUGUUUUUUACUCACUCGUUUCUCGUCCUUUUUCUGUUGAACUCACACAUUCUCUCGUACAACGCAUAGAAGCAAUGUUCAUGUCGCUUCGCCCUCACCUAUCGCUAAGCGCCCUGGUCACUUCUGCGACACCACCCAGUCGUACAGCGGUUACCAUGAAGCGGCGCAGCAACGAAGCGCAGCAACAUGCUGCCUAAACGCCUCAAGUCAGUGUCUCUUAUAGCUAUCCAGCGUCUCAACCAUGUUGAGACGACCGUCCAUAUGCAAUGUUUAUUCUUCUAUCGUAUUUCUAUCUCUUCGUUCCUACAUCAGCAGCGCCCAUAACAACCUGCAACUCAACCACUUCCCAAUACGACAAGCUCUCUUCCUCGCCCACUGAACUCGUAGGAUGGACCGAAGCACCCCAGAUUCGAGGCACAUUCGACAUCCUACUCUCGUGUCUCACCACGCUCUCGCUAUGCGCCUGGACAGCAUACCAUCCGAAUGUGCAGGCGACGCAGUCUGAAUGGAAGAAGAUUAGCCAUCGGCUGAUGUGGAUGUGUGUUGCAGUAUUUUUGCCCGAAGUAGUUUUGUUCUGUGCUUGGGAGCAGUGGUGGGCUGCCAAAAAGCUUCGUGACACGGUCAAUGGGUUGGGAAAGCGCGCCUUUGACGGGGUGGGUAUCGUGGAAGAAGAAGAGGAGAAGUGUGCAGUGUGCAAAGUCAUAGUGGACGAGCAGACACCUCCUUCUGAAGACGAUGAAAGCGCCCCACGCACAUCCCACGACAGCAGACAAUCCCACGACAGCAGACAAUCCCACGACAGCAGACAAUCCCACGACAGCAGACAAUCCCACGACAGCACACCAUCAGUAAACACCCAGCACCCACCCACCCCAACACCAACAAAAGUCGACCAAAAGCCCACAGCGAAAACAAAAAAACACACAACUUUCACACAACUAUUCCGAAGACAACCCAAACCCAGCGACCCGCCCCCUGACCCUCCAACAUGGACACUAGAACAAUCCUUCUUCGCCCUCUCCGGCGGCUUCGCACUGCCCACCCCCUAUCUUCCCAAAACCCCAUACCUGACCUUCACGCCUCCAGCCCUGACUUUCCUCGCCAACCACGGUCUCCUCCCCCGCGCAACCCCCGAAGCCGUCACCGAUAAGUCGAAAUCCGACGCCAUCGCAAAGGCCCUCGUGUGCAUCCAAGCAGGCUGGUUUCUCGUCCAGUGCCUUGCCCGCGUGGCGCAAAAGCUGCCACUUACACUGCUUGAGGUGCACGUGCUGACACACGUGUUGUGUGCAUUUGCCAUGUACGUGGUGUGGUUGAGGAAGCCGUAUGAUGUGGGGAGUCCGAUUUUGUGCGAGGACGAGAGGGUCGCGGAAUGGGGCGCAUUCUGGGCGUUGGGGAUCCAAGGCCCGAUGAAGAACAUGACAGGCGAAGCAAUGCGCUGCCCGCUGCAACAAGACCACCCGCCCAUCCUCACACUCGCCCACGUCCAAUCCGCACACGAGAACCUACUCAACACAUCGUCUUCGAAACGAUACUCCCACGCUAUAUCAGCCUUCAUGGAGCUCGACGCCUCGACGCGGAAACGCAAACCCGCACCCGCACCGCGCAGUCCCUCCGGCGUCCCCGCAACGCCCUCGCAAACCCAGCACCUCGAUCUAGCCACCAACGGCCUCGCCUCCCUCGCCUCCCGCUCCAUCCACUUCCCCUUCGAAACAAACAUCGCUACCCCCAUCCCCGAAUCAACAUCUACAUCCACAUCUGAAUCACCGCUGCCAUCCAUAUCCCUCACCCUCCCAACCCGCUACCUAGUCCCCGCGCGCAGCAACCUCCUCAUCGACGGCAGCAACCACUCCAUGGACUCCCCCUCGCUCAUGACGCCCCACCACAUCUCCAUGCUAAAAACCUACUCCGCCAUGGCGACCCUCUACGGCGCCCUCCACCUCACAGCAUGGGCCUUCCGCUUCGCCACCCCAGCGGAGCAAUGGACGUGGCGCACCUCAGGGCUCAUCAUGGUCGGCGCGCCACUGAGCAGUCUAGCCCUGAUGGUGGGCAUGGCGGCGGAGGAUGGCCUGCGGCUGUGGAUCGAGGCGAGGCGCUGGAAGUGGGUGCGCUGCGUGGUUUGGCCGGUUAGGACUGCGCUGUUGGUCUUGCUUUAUGGGCUGGUGCUUUUGGUGAUGGUUUGCUGGGUGGGGUUUGUGGGCGCGAGGGUUUUUGUGCUGGGGGAGAGCUUUGCGGCGUUGAGGAGUGUGGAGGGCGCGGUUUAUGUUACGGUUGAGUGGAUGGAGUGGGUGCCGCAUGUUGGGUGAUAGAAAGGGAGGGGGGGGGAGUAGUGUUUAUUGAUUGAUUGAUGACUUUUACGUGUGUGUGUGUGGAUAAUGAAUGUUUUGUCAUGGUUAGAUUGUUUAGUGGGUUACAAGUUUCUGGAUCUGACAUGAGUGGUAGACAUGUGUUGUGAAGAAUAGAUUGAAGAAAUGAAAAAUUACCAGUAUUAAAAUCCAAAAGUCAGCACCGUGUGCAAGAA
This is a messenger RNA of Dothidotthia symphoricarpi CBS 119687, 2696 nucleotides long. RefSeq lists its product as uncharacterized. The coding region runs from base 445 to 2481 and encodes 678 amino acids. The transcript is spliced from 3 exons. Lineage: Eukaryota; Fungi; Ascomycota; Dothideomycetes; Pleosporales; Dothidotthiaceae. The record is from RefSeq and is a predicted model, not a curated record.